Galeopterus variegatus (Sunda flying lemur) is the source of this 1661-nucleotide messenger RNA. It is a transcript of the gene SFRP5, whose product is annotated as secreted frizzled-related protein 5. Lineage: Eukaryota; Metazoa; Chordata; Mammalia; Dermoptera; Cynocephalidae. The transcript is spliced from 4 exons. Bases 1 to 933 code for a protein of 310 amino acids. Gene Ontology annotation, biological process: non-canonical Wnt signaling pathway; negative regulation of canonical Wnt signaling pathway; canonical Wnt signaling pathway. The record is from RefSeq and is a predicted model, not a curated record. Gene Ontology annotation, molecular function: Wnt-protein binding.
AUGAUCACCUUCAUCCCACAAGGCUGUGGCGUCCCCGGAGGUGGGCUCUGGGUCACGUCCGUCUGUGCUUCCCCAGCAGCCAGCACGGUGCGAGGGACUGAGCUCAGUGAAGCUUAUGGACUGAAGGGUGAAGCCUGCCUGCUGGACCAGGAGGGUGUGGGCAGCCAGGAGCCUCCCUCCAGGGAGAAGGGGAACCGAGGUGUCAGGGAAGAGAAAACAGAGCGGAGGUGGAAAGGCCGACAGGCGAGCAGCUGGCUGCCACUGCUGGCCAAGCGCUGCCACUCGGACACUCAGGUCUUCCUCUGCUCGCUCUUCGCGCCCGUCUGCCUCGACCGGCCCAUCUACCCGUGCCGCUCGCUGUGCGAGGCGGUGCGCGCCGGCUGCGCGCCGCUCAUGGAGGCCUACGGCUUCCCCUGGCCCGAGAUGCUGCACUGCCACAAGUUUCCCCUGGACAACGACCUCUGCAUCGCUGUACAGUUCGGGCACCUGCCUGCCACCGCGCCUCCAGUGACCAAGAUCUGCGCCCAGUGUGAGAUGGAGCACAGCGCCGACGGCCUCAUGGAGCAGAUGUGCUCCAGCGACUUCGUGGUCAAAAUGCGCAUCAAGGAGAUCAAGAUAGAGAAUGGGGACCGGAAGCUGAUUGGAGCCCAGAAAAAGAAGAAGCUGCUGAAGCCGGGCCCCCUGAAGCGCAAGGACACCAAGAGGCUGGUGCUGCACAUGAAGAAUGGGGCGGGCUGCCCCUGCCCGCAGCUGGACAGCCUGGCAGGCAGCUUCCUGGUCAUGGGCCGCAAGGUGGACGGACAGCUGCUGCUCAUGGCCGUCUACCGCUGGGACAAGAAGAAUAAGGAGAUGAAGUUCGCAGUCAAAUUCAUGUUCUCCUACCCCUGCUCCCUCUACUACCCCUUCUUCUACGGGGCCGCAGAACCCCACUGAGGGGCUCUCCUCCCUGCCCUGCCCAACUGGCUGUGCCUUGCCCACUUCCUCGCCCACCUGGCCUCGCCCCCACUCCCAGGCUGUCCUAGCCCCUGCCAGAGGGUCGUUUCAUGCAGAUCGUUACUGGCACAGGCCCCAGGGAUAGGUGUGGAGCCCGGGCUGUCCUUCUUGACCCUUGACCCAGGGGUCCUGAGGCCCCCGGGGUCUUAGGCAUCCUCUCAGGAGCAGGGCUUUGUCAUUUGGGAGAAAACCACAGGGUCUCAGAAAGUAGUCAGAGGGAAGAGAGAGCGAGGGGAGAGGAGGGGCUCAGAGCAGCCCGAUGAGCUGGUUUCCAGACUAGACAGCAGCGUCAGCUCCCCUCUCUUGGUGGACAGGGGAGUCUCAGUAUCAGUCUGAGCUACUUGGGGGACAGCUCUCCUCCCCUACUGCCCCUUUAUUGUGUCCUUGUCAUAGCCCCCCAGAGAAAAGGAGUUAGGGUCUCAAUGCCCUCCAGCCACCACCCCUUGCCUUCCCCAUCUCGCCCAUUCCCCUACCCGAGGCCUAGCACUCCCGCUGGACUGGAGAGCAAACCCAGCCCCACCUCGAUGCAGACCCCUUCCCAUGGGCUCGCUUCUUGGGGUUCACUCCUCAGCCUCCGCUUCUCCCUUUUACCGCGAUGAUGAGUAAGUUAUUGCUACUGCUGUGAGCCCCUAGGUACUAGAUGACUGAUACAGGUAGGGUUUGUUUUU